Messenger RNA from Darwinula stevensoni, 985 nucleotides. Lineage: Eukaryota; Metazoa; Arthropoda; Ostracoda; Podocopida; Darwinulidae. The record is from the annotation of a GenBank genome assembly.
CGUGAUUUUCAUCAUUGUAUGCAUUUUCUACUACCGUUUACGAAAAGAGCAAAAAGAAACUAAGCGAUUUCGAAGAGGAGAACCCAUGAACAUCAAUCCCACAUUGUGCCUCAUUGAAGAAACAGAUCUUCUGCCAUAUGACGAGCACUGGGAAUUCCCAGCAGAGAGGCUACGCUUCGGGGAGGUGCUUGGCCAGGGGGCAUUCGGGAUUGUCAUCAAGGCCGUGGCUCGGGGCAUCAGGCCCCCCGAGCCUGAAACCACAGUUGUUGUGAAGAAAAGCAAGCCUAAUACUAACCUUGUGCAAUUCAAGGAGCUUAUGAUGGAAAUGAAGAUAAUGAGUCACCUCGGAAAACACCUGAACGUGGCAAAUUUCCUCGGAGCCUGUUCACGAAAUAUGGCUUCUGGUGAUCUGAUGUUCAUCGUGGAGUACUGUCGGCAUGGGGAUCUGGAACGAUAUCUGAGAAAAUAUCGAUCAUACUUUGAGAAUGGAAUUGGCCAUCGCACUGUCAAUAAAUCCAGGAUUAGGAGGAAAUGCCUUCACGCCGAGGCUCACCUGCCUCCAGCGCAUUUUGGAGCUGAACAAGUCAUACGAGGAAAUGAACGCCGAGCACUUCAAGACGCAUCCAGAUUACUUGCAACAGAUGGCAUCUGGAGGAUUCGAAGAGGGAUACCUUCAACCACAUGGAAUCCUAGAUUUUCAAAGGGAGUCAUCUGCAUCGUACCAAGACAAUGCCAUUCACGAGUACUGCGAAAUCAAUGAGAAUUUCAAAUCGAAAAUCUCUGACAACGUUCCAAAGGAUGAAAUACGAGGAAGACAAUACCCAGGGAUACAAACAGAUGAGCUUUGAGGCGAUACCCAAGAAUUGUACUGGAAAGAGAGGGAAAAAAACGAAGCCAUCAUAUUGGAUAAAAAUUAAUAAUCGCAUAUGAACUGUUGUCGUUUGUCUAAAAAGUGACACUGCAUUUGAGGUGAAAAUGGGAAGCA